Messenger RNA from Macadamia integrifolia, 1533 nucleotides. RefSeq names its product chalcone synthase 2-like. The record is from RefSeq and is a predicted model, not a curated record. The transcript has 2 exons. Gene Ontology annotation, biological process: polyketide biosynthetic process. Lineage: Eukaryota; Viridiplantae; Streptophyta; Magnoliopsida; Proteales; Proteaceae. Bases 98 to 1273 code for a protein of 391 amino acids. Gene Ontology annotation, molecular function: acyltransferase activity, transferring groups other than amino-acyl groups.
UCAUCACUUGCUGGAUAGUCUCUAUACCCUUCCCUUCCAUCUUAAUUCAUUCCCUUACUUUGGAUUUUUCGAUCGAUCCACAAGAGAAGAAGAAGAAAUGGGAUCUGUUGGAGAAACCUAUGAAGCACAGUGCACUCAGAGUCCGGCUACAAUACUGGCCAUAGGCACAGAAAAUCCAUCCAACUGUGUCUAUCAGCCUGGGUUCCCAGAUUUCUAUUUCAGAUCCACAAAGAGUGAGCAUAUGACUGAAUUGAAGGAGAAGUUUAAGAGAAUCUGUGAAAGAUCAACAAUAAGGAAAAGGCAUCUCUACAUGACAGAUCAAAUUAUGGAGGAGAACCCCAACUUCUACAACUCUAAGGCUGCAACACUUGAUGCACGCCAAGAUAUUAUGGUUGUUGAGGUUCCUAAGUUGGCUAAAGAAGCCGCUUUAAAAGCCAUCAAUGAGUGGGGGCAACCCAAAUCAAAGAUCACCCACAUAGUAUUCACUUCCAUUUCUGGUGUUGAUGCUCCUGGUGCUGAUUUCCAACUUAUCAAGCUUCUUGGCCUUUCACCCACUGUCAAACGUGUGAUGAUGUAUCAUCUAGGCUGCUAUGGUGGUGGCAGUGUCCUCCGUGUUGCCAAGGACCUUGCUGAGAAUAAUAAAGGUGCUCGUGUCCUUGUUGUUUGCUCGGAGUUAAACUCAGUUAGUGGCUUCAAGGGACCUAGUGCAAGUGAUUUCAACACCCUACUUGGACAGGCAAUCUUUGCAGACGGCGCAGCAGCUUUAAUAGUUGGUACAGACCCUGAGACUUCAGUUGAGCGUCCAUUGUUCCAACUCUUCUCAGCAAGUUCUCGAAUUCUCCCGGACUCAGAUGAUAUGGUUGAAGGCCACUUGCGUCAAACAGGUCUUUCAAUUAGCUUAUCGAAGGAUGUAUCCAAAACUAUUGCUGGGAACAUUGGAAAAUGCUUGGAGGAAGCAUUCAACAAGAUUGGUAUUAGUGAUUGGAACUCCAUUUUUUGGGUGUCUCACCCUGGUGGACCUGCAAUUUUGGACAUGAUUGAAGUGACCCUUGGGUUGAAGAAGGAGAAACUGAAUGCAUCAAGGAAAGUGUUGAGUGAAUAUGGUAAUAUGUCAAGCCCUACUGUGAUGUUCAUUUUGGAUGAAAUGAGGAAUAAAUCUAUGAAGGAAGGGAAAGCCACAACUGGAGAAGGAUUUGAUUGGGGUGUUCUGUUAGGGUUUGGACCAGGUCUAACCGUGGAGACAAUUGUGUUGCGUAGCAUUGGUACAGUUUAAUCUAGGCUUGCAGAUCUUACUAAUUUGCACUGAAUUUUAGUUACACUCUACUCGUUAUGUGUGUUCAGUAUAGCCCUAUAUUAUGUGCCUUCAUUGCUUUUUGAGUACUUCUCAUGGGGAAGGCCUAUUUCUGUGUAAUAUGGUGAUAUGGUUUCCGGGAUUUCUUGUUCAGUAAGGGCCGAAGGUCAUCUUUCCUAAUAAGUGUUUCAUAUUGUACUUGUUUGAACUUCUUUUAAUAAAAUACUACCUUUUUUUUUUUU